ACGAUGCCCGCCUUCGCCCUCGCGCACGCCCUCGCGUCCGCGCCGCUCGCGAUCCGCCGCCGCGAUCGCGCCGCCGCGGUCGCGCGCGCUCCCUCCUCCUCCGCGCCCGCCGCCGUCGUCCGAUCGCGCGCGACGACGACGAGGAGGCGAUCUGGUGGCGUUCGAUGCGACGCCGCGGGCGGCGACGAGGCCGCGUCGUCCUCCUCCAAGAAGGACGUGGACUGGGAGCAGAAGACGCGCGAGAUGACCGCGGAGAGAGUCAUGGAGGCGUGCAUGGAGGCUAUGGCCGAGGGCGACGAGUCCAAGCUCGACGCGUGCUUGCUCGAGCUCGAAGACCCGACCGCGAAGAGAGGCGUCGUGGACGAUCUUCUGGAUCGAAAGAAGGGCGAGGGCGACGAGUUUUGGGCGGCCAAGCUGCGCGCGAUCGCGGCGGAGCGCGUGCUCGAGAACUGCAUGGAGGCGGUGAUGGACGGCGACGUGGACGAGAUCGAGGACUGCAUGCUCGACGCGCAGAACGACGACCUGCUGGGCGUGGACAUGUCCACCGCGGAGGACGGGAGCACGACGUUCAAGUUCUAAACGAGAGAGAGCGAGCGGGGACGCCUCGGCGGCGGGACCGUACCCACCUUUGCCAGCUGUGUGAGAGAAGAUGAGCGUGCCAUUCAUCACAAAUAUCU
This is a messenger RNA of Micromonas pusilla CCMP1545, 677 nucleotides long. RefSeq lists its product as uncharacterized. NCBI's taxonomy places the organism in Eukaryota, Viridiplantae, Chlorophyta, Mamiellophyceae, Mamiellales, Mamiellaceae. The transcript is spliced from 2 exons. Bases 4 to 579 code for a protein of 191 amino acids. The record is from RefSeq and is a predicted model, not a curated record.